Messenger RNA from Tarenaya hassleriana, 448 nucleotides. Its product is annotated as HD domain-containing protein 2 homolog. The transcript is spliced from 5 exons. Gene Ontology annotation, molecular function: 5'-deoxynucleotidase activity. NCBI's taxonomy places the organism in Eukaryota, Viridiplantae, Streptophyta, Magnoliopsida, Brassicales, Cleomaceae. The coding region runs from base 1 to 276 and encodes 91 amino acids. Gene Ontology annotation, cellular component: cytoplasm. The record is from RefSeq and is a predicted model, not a curated record.
AUGUGCAAAGUUCUGGGUGGAGGGCUAAGAGCUGAAGAGAUCAAAGAACUUUGGCAAGAGUAUGAAAACAAUGCUUCGUUAGAGGCAAAUCUUGUGAAAGAUUUUGACAAGGUUGAGAUGAUUCUCCAAGCAUUAGAAUAUGAAAUGGAACACGGGAAAGUGCUCGACGAGUUUUUCAUAUCAACAGCAGGAAAGUUUCAGACAGGGAUCGGAAAGAGCUGGGCUGCAGAGAUCCUCUCCAGAAGAAAUCAGAUAUUGGAAGACAAACGAAAAUAGCCACUCGAAAUCAUCUCCCUCUCCUUAUGCAGCUUGUCAACUGGGGGCUAAAGCAGAAACUAAAACACUCAAGAAAGGUACAAUGGCACUUCUACUUACACAGUUAUGGUGUAGGGCUUUGUCUUCUUCUCUUGUCAUAAGUUGCUAGAAACGUAGUAACCUUAAAUAGGUC